AUGAAGGCGGAAAUUAUAUCGAGAUGGAUCAUGGACAAACUCGUUCCUUUCGGAAUUGAUGAUGACAUGGUCGGAGAGUAUCUGGGAACUGUACUCGAGGACGACAGCUAUGACUUGGACUAUAAAUUGGACUUUGUGCAGUCCUAUAUUCAGGACUUGUCAGAACAAAAUAUUAAACCUUUUCUAGACGAUCUCCGGGAGUUUUUGUCUGAAGAGAGUGAUUCGAAAGCUGUUUCGGAGACGGUAAUUGAAAAAACGCACACACCUACACUCCGAGAACGAAUUAAUAAGGAGCGAGAAGAGGCCAAGAGUCACGAAACGGAGAGAAAGGCGAUAGACAUUAAGCAAAUGAAGCAGAGAGAACAGCUGUUGAAUACUUAUGGCUUUGAUGUGGUGGAGACAGAUCAAGAUGGGAACCUGAUCUAUCGAGAAAAGAAGGUGAUUCCGGAGGAAAGCGAGCCGCUAGAAGGAAUCAACCAAAAUGCACUGCGAGUGAAGAUGGCAGAGAAAAUGAAGAGAGAAGAAAUGAAAGCCGCUCACGAUAGUGAGGUGAAGAGGAACAAGGAAUUAGAAGCCAAGCGUAAAGCCGAUAAGGAAAAGCGCAAAACCCAAAAGCAAGAGCGGAGAGGCCGCGGAGAGACCAGAUGGUGA
Messenger RNA from Blastocystis hominis, 651 nucleotides. RefSeq lists its product as hypothetical. Lineage: Eukaryota; Bigyra; Opalinata; Blastocystidae. The transcript is spliced from 8 exons. The record is from RefSeq and is a predicted model, not a curated record. Bases 1 to 651 code for a protein of 216 amino acids.